ACCACAUCUCCAGACUCAACACGAAAGAGAGAGAGAGAGCACACAGGGGGAAGGAGAGAAGGGAAGUGCAACAGGCCUGUUUCACUAAAUCAAUCCAAAAGUUUAGUUCACAGAUCAAGCGAGAGAAGGAAACCAUAUUUGCUGAGAGUUGCUGAAUCCUCUGGAUAUUGGACGGUGGAGAGGUAUGGCAGCAUGGGACCUUGCAGUCGUAGUGGAGGAACUGGGCGAUGACAAGCCCAUCUCAAUAAGCGUGACAUCUGAACUACAUAUAGGUGGUGUCAUCCUCAAACUGGUGGAGAAAACAGAGAUGAAGCGUGACUGGUCGGACUAUGCACUGUGGUGGGAUCAGAAGCAGCAGUGGCUGCUACGUACAUCUUGGACCCUGGAGAAGUGUGGCGUGCACGCCGACGCGCGCCUGGUCUUCAUGCCCCAGCACAAGCCCCUUCUCUUGGGCCUGCCGAACGGGACGACGCUAAAGCUCCGAGCCUCCUUCUCCGGGCCUGUCUUCCGCACCGUGUUAGGAAUCUGUAGGAUGCUGAACAUCCGUCGGCCUGAGGAGCUGUCCCUCCUGCGUCCGGCGGAGGAAAAGAAGAAGAAGAAAGACAAAGACUCAACCGAGGAAGUGUACGACCUCACAGAAAUCCCUCUCACCUCAGUGUCACGCCCCUGCUUGUACAAUGGAAUGCCCGCCCAUUUCGCAGACUCUCCUAAAACAGAGGCGGUCUACAAAAUGCUGUCGACUGCCCAGGCCCCUCCUGCCCCCGAAGCCAUUGCCAAGCUAUACCGACCUGCCAGUGUAGUGGAUAAGGCCCAUAUUCACAGCAGGUGGUUAGACUCCUCUCGUUCCCUCAUGCAGCAGGGAAUCCAAGAGAACGACAAACUUUGGCUACGCUUCAAAUACUAUAACUUCCAUGACCUGGAGCCCAAGUAUGACGUGGUGCGUUUGACGCAGCUCUAUGAGCAGGCUCGCUGGGCAAUCCUGCUGGAGGACAUAGACUGCACCGAGGAGGAGAUGAUGCUAUUUGGAGCACUGCAGUACCACAUCAACAAGCUGUCUCUGUCGGAACCCCAAGGGCAAACGUCUAGCCCGGCCAUGGAUGACCUGGACUCAGCUCUGCAGUGUCUGGAGGUCAAGAUGGAUGGAGACAGCAGUGCCAAUGACAUGCUGGAUGACAUGACUGCACCAGAGCUGAACGAAUAUUUGAAGAUAUUCCGGCCGAAGAGGCUGACGCUGAAGGGAUACAAGCAGUACUGGUUCAAGUUUAGGAAUUGCUCAAUCUCCUACUACAAGAGCAAGGAGGAGAGCUUUGGAGAACCUAUUCAACAGAUUAACCUAAAAGGCUGUGAGGUGGCCCCUGAUGUGAACGUGGCUGGCCAGAAGUUCUGCAUCAGACUCCUCAUUCCAGCCCCAGAGGGUAUGAAUGAGGUAUACCUACGCUGUGAUAAUGAAGAGCAGUAUUCCAAGUGGAUGGCGGCCUGCCGUCUGGCCUCCAAAGGGACGAGUCUGGCAGACAGCUCCUACCAGAGCGAGAUGCAGAGCAUCCGCACCUUCCUGGCCAUGCAACAGACCAACCCCAAUGGCAACAAUACGCAAGCUGACGAGAGCAUCAACACACACAGCCUGGUGUCUCCACGCUACCACAAGAAGUACAAGGUCAAACAGUUGACCCCACGUAUCUUGGAGGCCUAUCAGAACGUAGCCCAGCUCUCGCUGACCGACGGCAUCACUCGCUUCCUGCAGAUCUGGCAGUCCCUGCCUGACUUUGGUAUCUCCUUCUUUGUUGUCAGGUUCAAGGGCAGUCGUAAGGAUGAGGUCCUGGGCAUCACCCCAAACCGCCUGAUCCGUAUUGACCUGGGGGUAGGGGAUGUGGUGAAGACCUGGCGCUACAACAACAUGAGACAGUGGAACGUCAACUGGGACAUCCGACAGGUGGCCAUUGAGUUUGAUGAGAACGUCAACAUAGCUUUUAGCUGUGUGACGGCCGACUGCAAGAUUGUCCAUGAGUUCAUCGGCGGCUACAUCUUCAUGUCGACGCGCAGUCGUGAACAGAGUGACACGCUCAACGAGGAGCUCUUCCACAAGCUCACUGGGGGCCACGAGGCCCUGUGAUCCCCCCCACCUUCACAGAGGGCAGUGAAGAGUGUCAGUAUGUUAAGAGAUGAUGGACAAGAAACUCUGUGAAUUGCCAAUACAAAUAAAUAUGGUACAAAAUAAAUAACUUAAAGGCACAUUGUUUAAUUGACCAAAGU
Osmerus eperlanus (European smelt) is the source of this 2250-nucleotide messenger RNA. It is a transcript of the gene fermt3b, whose product is annotated as FERM domain containing kindlin 3b. Gene Ontology annotation, cellular component: cell-substrate junction. NCBI's taxonomy places the organism in Eukaryota, Metazoa, Chordata, Actinopteri, Osmeriformes, Osmeridae. Gene Ontology annotation, molecular function: integrin binding. Bases 185 to 2110 code for a protein of 641 amino acids. Gene Ontology annotation, biological process: platelet aggregation; cell-matrix adhesion; integrin activation. The transcript is spliced from 15 exons. The record is from RefSeq and is a predicted model, not a curated record.